AUCCAUAUUAGGAAUUACAAAGGCGUGGUUGUGGAGGAAAAACCCAAUGAAAAAAGCGUACAUUAUACGUACAAUUUCGAUACACACCAAUGGUUGUUGUGUAGGUGGGGUUCGCUGGUAAACACAAGGUAGCCGGUUGAAAUCGUCGUAGCACCAAGCCCCGGGGCGGAGAACUGGUGGGUGAACGACAGAGCGGAGAGUUAUUCGGGGUUAGCAUAUUCCGCUUUGGGGGGGUAGGGGAGGACAUACUCACUGCCAACCCGGCGACGAGGUUGGGCCUGUGGUACCUACCGCCCAGGAAGAAAAAACAUGGAGCUCGAGAAUAUCGUGGCCAACACCGUUUUGCUCAAAGCGAGAGAAGGAGGCGGUGGAAACAGAAAAGGAAAGAGCAAGAAAUGGAAACAGAUGCUACAGUUCCCUCACAUAAGCCUCUGCGAAGAGCUGCGUCAGACCAUAGAGAAAGACUACCACAGCCUUUGUGAGAAGCAGCCAAUCGGAUGCAUGCUGUUCCGGCAGUUCUGUGACACCAGGCCCGAGCUGAGACGCUGCGUCAAAUUCCUGGAUGCUGUGGCGGAGUAUGAAGUCACUCCUGAUGAGAAGAGAAAGGCGUGUGGGCAGGAACUGAUAGACACAUACUUCAACCCAAAGUCUGACGAUCACGUUCCUGAGAUUGUGGAGGAGAUGGUGAGAAAAUGUGCGGAGAGGCUGGAGCAGGAGGCGUGCAAGGAGCUCUUCAAGGAGUGCACCAAACUGAUCCAUGACUAUCUGAGCGUGGCCCCCUUCGCUGACUACCUCGACAGUAUGUACUUCAACCGAUUCCUGCAGUGGAAGUGGCUGGAGAGACAACCAGUAACAAAGAACACAUUCCGGCAGUACAGGGUAUUGGGGAAGGGAGGCUUUGGUGAGGUAUGUGCGUGCCAGGUCCGGGCCACAGGGAAGAUGUAUGCCUGCAAGAAGCUGGAGAAAAAGAGAAUCAAGAAGAGGAAAGGAGAGUCGAUGGCACUGAAUGAGAAACAGAUAUUGGAAAAAGUAAACAGCAGAUUUGUAGUGAGUCUAGCAUACGCCUACGAGACAAAGGAUGCCCUCUGCCUCGUCCUGACUCUAAUGAAUGGGGGGGACCUCAAGUUCCACAUCUACCACAUGGGGGAGGCCGGCUUCGAGGAGAAGAGAGCCAUCUUCUAUGCCGCAGAACUGUGCUGCGGGCUGCAGGACCUUCACAAUGAGAGAAUAGUCUACAGGGACCUGAAGCCUGAAAAUAUCCUGCUAGAUGACCAUGGUCACAUCCGAAUAUCAGACCUGGGCUUGGCGGUCCAUGUGCCAGAAGGGCAAACCAUAAAAGGGAGGGUGGGCACUGUGGGCUACAUGGCCCCGGAGGUGGUGAAGAACGAGCGGUACACCUUCAGCCCGGACUGGUGGGCCCUGGGCUGCCUGCUGUACGAGAUGAUCGAGGGCCAGUCGCCCUUCCAGCAGCGCAAGAAGAAGAUCAAGAGGGAGGAGGUGGAGCGGCUGGUCAAGGAGGUGGAGGAGGAGUACUCGGGGAAGUUCUCGGAGGACGCCAAGUCCCUCUGCAAGAUGCUGCUGGCCAAAGACCCCAGCGUGAGGCUUGGCUGUCAGGGGGGAGGAGCCUCUGAGGUGAAGGCCCACCCCCUCUUCCGCUCCAUCAACUUUAAGAGGCUGGAGGCAGGCAUGCUGGAGGCUCCCUUUAUCCCUGACCCCCAGGCCAUUUACUGUAAGGAUGUGCUGGACAUCGAGCAGUUCUCCACUGUCAAGGGCGUUGAGCUGGAGCCCAAAGACAACUCCUUCUACAGCAAAGUGUCCACAGGCAGCGUGCCCAUCCCCUGGCAGAACGAGAUGAUUGAGACAGAGUGCUUUAAAGAGCUCAACGUGUUCCAUACGGACGGGACCGUGCCCCCAGAUCUGGACUGGAGGGGCCAGCCAUCCCCCCCACCUAAACAGGGGCUGCUGCAGAGGCUUUUCGGAAGACAGGACUGCUGUGGGAACUGCAGUGACAGUGACGAGGAGCCCACGAGACUGUGAGAGCCAGUCCUGCUGAGAGCAGCCCUAGCACCACAGAGGAUCCAAUUUGUUUACAAUUUUUGCACAUUUGUAUUUUUAAGAUAGUUCUAUAUAAAUAUGGGAAUGUAUAUUUUCAGUAUAUAGUCAUACAGUAAAUGUUAUUUAAAACUAUGAAAAAAAAAAGUCACGACACCAUCUGUCUCCUCACUUGAGGUAUGGCAGCAGCAGGUAGGUCAAACCAGCUAGGUCUCCUCCACUCUCUCUCUGAUUUCUCUGAUACAGUCAGUACUGCAGUCCUUUUUUUCUUGUAAUUUGUGUUUUUUUUUUUAAGAAUCCGUACUUUUCAAUUCCAAGUGUCAUUUACUUUCACACAUGGCUUUUUUUUUCAAAAAAGAUCAAUAUGAAAUUAAAAGAAAGGACAUUCAUUUAUUAAG
This is a messenger RNA of Megalops cyprinoides (Indo-Pacific tarpon), 2450 nucleotides long. It is a transcript of the gene grk6, whose product is annotated as G protein-coupled receptor kinase 6. The transcript is spliced from 16 exons. Gene Ontology annotation, biological process: regulation of signal transduction; signal transduction; protein phosphorylation. Lineage: Eukaryota; Metazoa; Chordata; Actinopteri; Elopiformes; Megalopidae. Gene Ontology annotation, molecular function: ATP binding; G protein-coupled receptor kinase activity. Gene Ontology annotation, cellular component: cytoplasm; plasma membrane. Bases 310 to 2037 code for a protein of 575 amino acids. The record is from RefSeq and is a predicted model, not a curated record.